CGAAGACCCCCUUCACGGAAAACUGUGGCAACUGUGGUUUGAAGCUGGAGAUGCGAGGUGCAGAAAAACAACGAGAAAUGGAGGAAAUGGAGAAGCGCGACUGGACAGGAGAGGAACUGCAGAAACCUAAACAAUCCGUCAUGCUUCGAUACUCGAAGGAUCGCCGUCUUCGAAAAUAAAUAAUUAAGAAAAAAGAGAGAGAGCGAGAGAGAGACUGGUGUUCUGAGAACUGGGGGGCAGCGGGAGGGGUCGAUCAUGGGGAACGAAGCGAGCCUGGAAGGAGGCGAAGGGCCGCCGUCUGGUCUGCCGGAGGGGCUGGCACCUGACGGGAAGGGCGGCUUCGUCCGGAUCUCCGAUGGCUCUCCGGUCAACCUGAAGGAGCUGAGCGAGGAGGAGAGGAGGCGACUGGCCGCGGCGAUGUCAAGGGCGCAGGGCAGGCAACCUGGAGCUCCAGCAGCUGCGCGAAGACCUUCAGAAUCUGAUGCCCACCAGCAGGUAGGAGCCUCCAGAGGCCCUGCAGGUCUAAGUAAAAGUCGAACCGUAGACGCCUUCAACCAGGGUCCACCUGGCCGACCCUCACCAGGCCGCAGCCCCUCGUCUUUAAGCCUCUUUGAAUCCAAAUUCCGGCAGGAGCCAAAAGGCCCAGAGACUAAAUCGUCCAGCAUGUUUGGCUCCAGCUUCCUCAGCGGGGCCAAUCCCCUCAGCGCCAUGUCGUCAAUGACGUCCUCCAUCUCAUCUAUGGGCGACGCUGUCAACAUUCCCAAGUUUGGACUGUUCGGGGACGAGGAGGAGGGCGAUGCGACGGCAAAAGUGGAGAACAAGCAGGGAGGGAAGCCACGGGAAGGCCCUCAGCAGGGUCAAGGACCAAAAGGACCACAGCAGGCAGGACCCCUUAAGCCAGGUCAAGGCCCCCCUGGACAGGCACCAAGGCAAGGUCAGGGUGCACCUGGUCAGGGACCGAGAUCAGGUCCUUCAGGGCAAGGACCAUCUGGUCAGGGGCCAAAAUCUGGUCAAGGUCCUCCUGGCCCAGGACCAAGGCAAAGUCAGGGGCCCAAAUCAGAUCAAGGUCCCUCUGGUCCGGCUCCCAGGCAAAGUCAAGGGCAGCCAGCACCUAGACCAGAUCAGGGUGGAGCUCAGCAGCAAAAAGGUGGCCCACCACAACAAGGACCUGGAAAACCUGGACCAAAAGCUCAAGGGCAGCAAGGCCCCAUGCCAGCAAAGGGUUCAGGGGCCCCAGGGCAGCAGGCAGCUGGAAAGCCUGCAGGUGGACUCUGUCCGCUGUGUAAAACCACCCAGCUCAACACUGGAUCUAAAGAGCCACCCAAUUACAACACCUGCACCGAGUGCAAGAACCAGGUCUGCAGCCUGUGUGGCUUCAGCCCACCAGACUCAGCGGGUAAAGAGUGGCUAUGCCUGAACUGUCAGAUGCAGCGAGCAAUGGGAGGAAUGGAUCCUCCUGGCAUGUCAAAGCCCAUGCAAGGCUCUGGUCCACCCUCACCUCAACGAGGGGGCAAGCCUGGAAAGCUGCUGAUAAAGCAACAGAGCACCUCCGACCAAGGGCUGACACCACCAACAACACCAAGGCAAAAAUCCCCAGGCUCCUCAUCUCCUGGACCUCUUUCUCCAGGCUCCUCAUUGGCAGGGUCACCCAAGAUUGACCCCAAAACAGGGCGUCCCAUUCAGCAGAAGUCCAGCCCUCAGCAGUCUCCUGCUAAAGCCAAACAAGAAUCGAGUUUCUUUGGGGGUCUGGGCAGCAUCAGUUUAGGAGGGUUGACCGAUUCGGCUAAACCCCCCGUAGCGGCUGCACAAGCGGCGGAAUCAGUUACGGGGAAACUAUUCAGUGGGUUUGGUGGAUUGAUGGAGUCAUCAAAGCCUCCCGCACAGGCUGCGCCAAAACAAGAAGAAUCUGUGGCUGGAAAGCUGUUUGGGGGUCUGGGAGGGCUGACUGAAUCAGCGAAGCCUCCUGCUGCUGCAUCUCAAAUGUUCAGCUUCGGCUCAUCGCUUCUGAGCUCAGCCACCACUCUUGUCUCUGGAGAGGAAACCAAAGCACCCGAGUCUCCGCCUGGGUCACCUGACUCUGGACCAGGAUCUCCUCCUGACUCUCCUUUCUCUGCACCUGGCUCUCCACCAGAUUCCGACUCUGCUCCAGACACCCCGCCUGCCAGGUCCAGAGAGGCCCCCAGACAGGCAGCUGCAGAGCAGGCAGAGACGACCAUCGCGGCUAAGACUGCUCAGUCUGAAACUUCUGUUGCCAAGGAAAACUGCCCUCUCUGUAACUUGAAGCUCAACAUUGGAUCGUCAGAUGCCCCCAACUACAGUGUGUGCACUGAGUGCAAGAAGAACGUGUGCAAUCUGUGUGGAUUUAAUCCUAAUCCUCAUUUAGGAGAGAAAGAAUGGCUUUGCCUGAACUGUCAGACUCAAAAAGCAAUGUCAGGCCAGCUGGGAGACGUCCCACCACCAUCCAUGGCGUCCCCAAAGAAGCAAGAACCCGCUCUGCCCCCCGACCCCUCGACCUCCCCAGUUCCUGCUGCUGUAGAUAGCAAACCUGUAGCUGAACCCAUAGAUCCAAUCCCACCUGCUACUGAGAUCAAGAUCAAACAAGAGGAGACCUUGAAACAGCCUGACUUGAAAGAAACUAAAGAAGACAAUCUCACAAGCCCAUCAGACCUAGCAAAAUUAGAAAGCUCUGUGUUUCCCAUUCUGGAGGCCCAGGUAGACACAGAGCAGGAGGAGAAACAGACUGAUACUUUAAAGACCAGACGCAAACUGGAGGUUCUUCCUCUCUCGCCUGAUUCUCCCAGUUCAGAAGAGGAUAAAGACCUUUCAGAGAAGAAUGCCAAAAGUACUGGAAAGAAAAAGCUUCUUGUGCCAAUUGAUGUCAAGGUAGAUUCCCUGGACGAUAGCAGUGAAAGUUUUGGAAAAGAAAGCCCGAUGUCCGGAGAUGAUGAGGAGUUUAUCAGGAAACAGAUCAUAGAAAUGAGUGAGAAUGAGGAUGCCUCUCCAUCAGAUGAAGAAAGCUUAGUCAGGCGAAAGAUUAGAGAUGGUGAGAAGAAACAAAAUGAGGAGAAGAAAGAAGAGACUAUAGAGAAAAGCACAUCAGGAAAAACAAGACGGUUAAUUAAGAAAACUACUAUUAGUCCCGAUGAUGAUGAUGUUCAGGAAAUCACAGCAUCAGCAGAUAAAUCUGAUAUUGUCAAAGAGAAUGAGAAAGAACAAAAAGAAGAGGAAGAUCAAAGAAUUUCUGCACCUCGCCAGCUACAAACCUUUGAGCUGAAUGUAACCAGCAACCCUAUAUGUAUACCUAGUGCAGAUGGAGAGCCUGAAAUAGAAAGUCUAACAGACUCCCCAGAUGAUCGGUCUCGGGGUGAAGGGUCAUCUAGUCUACAUGCAUCUAGCUUCACUCCUGGAACGUCGCCGACAUCUCUUUCAUCUAUGGACGAGGAUAGUGACAGCAGCCCAAGUCAUGUUCGCACUGGUGAGGGUAAACAGCACAGAAAAGCCAAGCACCGACAAACUGGGCAAAUGCUACCAACUAUUGAGGACUCAUCAGAGGAGGAAGAGUUAAGGGAGGAGGAAGAACUUCUCAGGGAGCAAGAAAAACAAAAGGGCUCAGGAAAAAAGUCUAAAAAAGACAAGGAUGAGAUUCGGGCCCAAAGAAGGCGAGAGCAUACAAAGACACCUCCGAGCAACCUUUCUCCAAUUGAAGAUGCCUCACCAACUGAGGAACAGAGACAGGAAGCCGAAAUGGAGGAGAUCAGACGGUCAUCCUGCUCUGACUUUUCUCCCAGUAUUGAAUCAGAUCCUGAAGGAUUUGAGAUCCAUGCUGCAAAAAUUGCAGAAGUGCAAAAAACAUAUCAGCUGCCUAUAUCUGUAUCUCUUCACUCCCCAACAGAUGAUCAAAACACUAAUAAAUCUCAGAAGAAAGCUCUCAAAUCUGCUGAUGAGGCUUAUGAAGAAAUCAUGCUAAAGGCUAAAUCUCCAACAGUUGACACAGGCGAAAUUCAAGCAGGAAAGGAAACAGAAUAUGGUGGCAUGCUUAUUGAAGACUAUGUUUAUCCAUCACUUCUUGACAAUUCUUUUGAUCGGGAAGAGACCGAGAAAAUGUCUGUUCCUGCUGAACCCAAAAAACUGAGAUCGCCCGAUGAAGUUUAUGAGGACAUGAUCAAGAAAAGAAAGGAAUUCAUGCAGCUAGAACAGGAAUAUGAAAAUAUAAAGCCAAAAAAUGAAACCCCUAAUCCAAAAAUUGUGUUCCAACCAGCUGAGAGUACCUUCCCACAAAGCGGCACAGUGACAUUAGGCAAAGAUGGGAAGCCACUGUUGGAUGCGGAAGCAGCCUAUGAGGAGUUGAUGAAAAAAAUUCUAACUCCAGGAACAAGCCCAACUCAGCCUGAGCCAGAAACGGAAACUACUUCAUCAAAAAAGGUUCUUCGCCCUAUUCCAGACUUAAAGGUAACACAAUGCUCUUCUGGAGAGUUAUCCUCUGACGAUGAAACUACAGUUAAAAAGGAACAGGCGGUGACGGGAACAUCAGAUAUAAUAUCAGAAAAGCAAUCUGAACAUGUAAAAGAAGUAUCUGAGAUUUGCCCUUCGACUACAACAGAACAGACAGAACAGCAACCUGACAAUGAAACCUCUACUUCUCAGAUUGAACUUGUGGACCUUUCUAAUACUGUUCCAAGAUCAUCAGAUUCUGUGAUUGCUAAUGUGUCACCCCUACCAACAGUCCCCCAAUACACACCUAGCAUAUCUAGUGUAGUGUCAACAGCUCCCCCUGUCCCUCCUAAGCCAAAUAUUUUGCGCCGGGCUAAUUCUCAGGAAAAAGGAGAAGAACCUGUUGUGCCACCCCAGCCUCCUCCCACUCCACCAAAACCCACAGUUUUUCCCAGGAAAGCCCCAGUUCCACUUCCACCUCAGGCUUCAGCACCUGUGAAAAAAUCUGAGCCAGUGACUAUGACUUCACCCCAAGGAUCACCUGUUAGACAAGUUGUUACUCCAACGUACAAACCUCAGAUUCCACCUCCUGUUCCUCCAAAGCCAGCUAUUCAUGGGAUUGUGGACAGUCACAGACCAGGAUAUGGUGUCAAACCACCAAUUGCACCAAAGCCUGGUUCACAGCCACCUUCACCUGCUCAUGCCCCUCUUCCAACAAGACCUACGGUACUUCCCACUGGUCCAAAUGACUCUGUCCUUAAUUUGAGUCCCUCUACAGAGGGCAAGACAUUUCAACCUUCACCAAAGUCUCCUUCUUCCCCAAGAUAUGCCAGCAAUCUCCGUGACACAUAUGUAGUCAUCACACUGCCAUCCCAGCCUAGCUCUCCAGUUGACAAUGUCACAACUCAAGCCCCCUCUGGUCCUGGACCGGCAUCUCCCUCAAAGCAGGGUCAGCAUGAGAGUUAUCAACCACAGCCUCAACACCCUUAUUCAAAUCAACAACAACCAACCCCUCUUCCUCAGACAACCAGAGUACCUCUGGCGUAUACACGUGUCAUAGAGUCUAUUGAAAAACAAGAGAUUUGUAGCCCAGAGAAACAUGUUUCUAGUUCUUGUCACAUAAUUGAGGCCAUAUCUGCUUCAGCACAGCCAUCUGUUAUGCCUAACCUCAUAUCUCAAGUGGUUACUACGGAAGUUCAAAGAACCACUGUCUCCGUUGUUCAUGAAAAACCGCCACCACCAGUACCAGCUCCAAGAGCAACAGGUGUUCCAAUGUCAAUGGAGAAACCUAAGCCUCAAACACUGGCACAGACUGAAACGACCUCUCUACCCUCUGAGGUGGUAGAUCUUAGAACUGUUAAGGUUGAUUCAGAUUCAAAUAUGAAUGGUGUUGAUCUGUCCACCACUCCAGAUUCAAGACGUCAGUCUUUUGUGAGUGAUGUCAGUCGUCACACCAGUGCAGUGCAAUCACCUGUGGUCAACCUCAGCACUGAAUCCUCCACUGUUUCAAUAUUGACUGACAGCAUCACUAUUGUGACCUGUUCUGCCACAAUACAGCAAUGUGAAAAUAUAGAGGUUUCUCAAGUCUCCUCCACGCCCCUUCAGUUAACAAAAAAUAAGGCUUUUGAACCCGUUUCUCAAAUUAUAUAUCGACCAGUUGAGUCUCAGCCCUCCACUUUUGCAACAGCAGAAAUCCCAAUUAAUCUUUCAGUUGGAUCAAAUACAGUUGCAGGAGGUUUCCAAGCCAUCCCAGUCACUGCUUCAGUUCCUCCUGUGGCAACCUGUGUUGCCAAUGGAUUAACUACAGGAAGAACCACAGUGGCAGGAGCUGUUGAUCUUAGUACCUCAAAACCUUUCAAUACUUUGGUAUCAGUUGAUGUGACAUCUGCAGAUGUGGUUACAACCGUAAUCACAGAUGAUGGCAAACCAGUGGAUCUAACAGCAGGGAAGAAAGCUGUGUGCUGUGAUGUUGUGUACAAGCUGCCAUUUGCAGGAAGUUGUGCAACUCAGCAGUCUACCACACCUCUGCCUGAAGAUCGUUUCGGAUAUCGUGAUGACCAUUAUCAAUUUGACCGAACGCCUUAUGGCAUGAGAGGGUUUGGUGGAAUUAAACCCUCCAUGUCAGACACCAAUCUUGCAGAAGCUGGGUUAUUCAUGUACAAGAGUAAGAACAGUUAUAAUUUCAGUGUCACAACAGAGGGAGCAGUAGAUCUCACCUCAGCGAAGAUAUCAGAUGCAGGUGAAGCUGUUGACUACUCCAAGAAAGGCAGUUAUGCAGGAAUGACAAUCCCCCCAUAUUCCCAUUCAAGUGCCACAAGUGCUGUCAAUUCACUCUUUGGGACAAGUAGUGUUUUAAGGUCAUCAAAUGGAGUGGUCUAUUCAUCUGUUGCAGUGCCAGUCCCAUCAACAUAUGCGAUUACGACUCAACCAGGAUCCAUAUUUAGUACAGCAUAUAAUACCUUUUCAGGUAUGCACACAAGUGACACCAUGCCUUCUUUGUCCAAUCUCCAGAAUAUACCACUUACAAGAUCCCAAAGUUUUCUCUCCACCAUUUCCACAACAGAAGAACAAGGAGAUGCUCCUCUUAACCUGGAGAUCUCAAAGGGAGGUGUGACUGCUGUCAAUGGUACAGCUACAUCAGCAACAUCUUUAUCCCUUGACACAUAUACAGAUGCAUCCCUGGAGGCUAUAGCCGCUUCACUGGAAGCUCUCUCGUCCCCCAUGGUGCCUGGAGAUGGCCAGUAUCAGGCAGAGCGAGAGAGGCUAGAAAUGGAAAAGCUAAAGCAGCAACGCUUAGCUGAGGAAUUGGAAUGGGAGCGGCAAAAUAUUCAGCGAUUCCGUGAACAAGAACAGCUCCUAGUACAGAAGGAAUUAGAAGAGUUGCAAGCCAUGAAGCAGCAGAUCCUGACUCAACAAGAGGAGGAAAGACAGGCUCAUCUUAUGAUGCAAAAAGAAACAUAUGCUCAACAACAACAGCAACUUGAGCAAAUACAAAGACUCCAAGAACAAUUGCGGCUACAGUUAGAAGAGCAAAAGCUUCGUCAGAUGUACCCAGGUGCAGACAUCCCAGGACAUGGCGUACAGGAGGCCAUUGUCUUAGGACCUGAUGGCACAGUGCUUUCUCGAAAAAUUACAGAUAGUGGAUGUCAGACUGAUGAGGAGGACGAAGUACUAAGCAAAGCCUACACAGCAGGAAGAAAAAAGAAAAGUGUUAAAAAGAGUGUUGAUAGCUGCGUCCAGACUGAUGAUGAGGAUCAAGAGGAAUGGGAGGCCCAGAGAAGUCGACAAAGCCGUCCCCGUACUGCUAGAGGUGAUAGGGGUGGGGGGUCAGAAAUGUCUCUUCAAGCCCACACGGAAAUUUCUAUACAAACUGACACAGAUGGAAAUAUUCGAAUGGACACGAGAAUGGAGGUGUCAGACUCAGAAAGGACCUCACCAAAGAAACGUCCUACUCCCUUAGAAAUAGCCCAGUCUGCCAACCUAAAACCAGAAUUUUCUUCCCUUCAAGCUCAUCCUAAAUCCCCUAAAGUACUUUAUUCUCCUGUAUCACCAUGUAUAUCACCUAGCAAAUCCCUUGAAUUUGUGUCCUAUGAUAAGUCCCUAGGCGAUACCAGCCCACAAAAGUUAAGAAAAAGCAUAGACCCAUCAAAAUCCUCUCCAGCAAGUCCUCAGGGACCCAAAACCAUGCAGCGAUCAAUGUCUGACCCAAAACCCAUGAGUCCAACAGGAGAAGAAAGAGCAACAUCUGGUACGCAGUAUGGGGAUGGCCAUACGGGGAAAGGAUCAGGCGGCACACCCACGGGGACGCAAAAGAAGGUGAAAAGGACUCUUCCCAAUCCCCCCUCUGAAGAAGAGUCAACAUCAAGUGGACAGACGGCAUACACCACAAACUCAGCUCGCCGAAGAAUGUGCCGAAAUUCAAAUAUGGCACGUGCCAAGAUAUUACAAGACAUUGAUCGGGAGCUGGAUCUGGUUGAGCGAGAGUCUUCCAAGCUCCGCAAAAGACAGGCAGAACUAGAUGAAGAGGAGAAAGAAAUUGAUGCUAAGCUUAGAUAUUUGGAGAUGGGGAUCAAUCGCAGAAAAGAUGCACUUCUAAAGGAAAGGGAGAAAAGAGAAAGGGCCUACUUACAGAGUGUCGCAGAGGAUAGAGAUUACAUGUCAGACAGUGAGGUUAGUAACAUCCGAGAGACUAGGAGUGUCCAAGAUGGUGGUGAAGAUGAGGACAUUGAGGAUCACCUUCUUGAGCGUCCCAGAACAGCUCCUCACUCAGAACUUGAUGAUUUUGCUCCUCCCCAAACCAAGCAUGAGUAUGGAAAAUACUCUCAGUACCAAUAUCCUCAAAGCCAAUACCAGCAAUCAAUCUAUCAGACUCCACAGUCCUACCAAUCUCACUCUAUCUACUCCUCUGUUCCUUCACUUACUACUGCCCAGCAGCAGAGUUAUCAGCAGAUGCUUUUGUUGCAGCAGAAAGCGGCAAGACAGGCGGCUCUUUUGUCAGAGCUUGAUGCAACUAAAUACGAUGUCAUUAGCCGUCAGCCUGAUCCCACGUCAUCAGCUUUCCUUGGUGUCAAAUAUGACAAAUAUGGUAACCAUUUAGACCUCAGAGCCCUGGAGGUGGGAAGCAUAGCAGGAACCCCAAUGUCCGCUGUUUCUGAUUCCUACUACACAGAGGUGGAACACCACACUCCUCGGAGCUACAUGCUGCUGGAAGAUGCUGCAGAGUUAGCUAAGACCUCCACAGGUCUGUCUUCAUCUUAUAGUUUAGCCGAGAGGGAACUGGCUAAGGCAGAGAAGCUUUUGCGCAGAAGUGCUGCAGAUCUUGGGUCUACUGACUAUCUGGGCUCCACCUCCAGGCUCCAUGCUUUCGGAAAGACUCCUGAUGAAGAGGAUUCAAUGGAGGAACCCUAUGAAUUAAAACUCCUGAAGCAGCAGCUCAAGCAGGAGUUUAGAAGAAGUACAGGUGGUACAGAAAGCUUAGAACAACUGACAGGUCUCUCCCAAAACUACUAUACUCCAAGCACUGGUGUCUCUAGUUAUUCCCAAAGGCACUAUCCAAAGUCAGACAAGUACAGCAUCAGUCGACUUACUCUUGAGAAGCAGGCGGCAAAACAACUUCCAGCAUCAGUGUUGUACCAAAAGCACAAAACUCCACUACUAGAUCCUAAAAUCUCCUCCAAGUAUUCCUCUAUGACUGACAACAGGGGUUUGGAAACUGAUUAUAACUAUUUGGGAUCUACCAGUGCAUCGCCCAGAUCCAGCAGGCUGCUGCAGGAUGAAAUUACAUUCGGCCUUCGAAAGAAUAUUGCAGAGCAACAAAAGUAUCUUGGGUCUACCUUAGGAGCCAAUUUAGCUGGAUCCCUAAAUUUGGGCCAGAGCUUGGGCUUGGACUCUGCUUAUCCUAGUGGUAGCCGGUCAAGACCCUCAUCCAGACCUACUUCGUGCUAUGGCCUGGACUUGUCAAUCAAAAGGGACCUUUCGAGUUCUUCACUGAGGCUUAAAGGAGAUGGAGAGUCAUCUGGAGAUGGUCCAAGUUAUCAAACCCCCUCUGGUCGCACCAAGCCCACCAGCCUUCCAAUUGUGCAAAGCGGUCGUGGACGAAUUCCUAUUGUGGCACAGAACUCAGAGGAAGAGAGUCCGUUAAGCCCUGUUGGUCAACCAAUGGGCAUGGCUCGUGCAUCAGCUGGGCCUCUGCCUCCUAUUUCAGCUGAUUCACGGGACCAAUUUGGUUCCUGUAUGUCCCUACAAGAUUCCCAGCAACAGCAACAUAUAAGAGAAGAGCCAACAAGGGGUAGGAGUUAUGUGCUGCUGGAUGAUCUUCAGGGCACAAUGUCAGAUAGUGAAGCCCUAUGUGAUCCCAUGAUGGCAUUGAACAGAGACGAUGCAACUAAUGCCUAUCACCUCAGGCGAGACGAGACGGACUGGUUUGACAAACCGAGGGAUGGACGGCCAGAGAACGGACAAGAAAAGAGACAGGGAAAAGGUCCAUACUAUCCAUUCCCUCACCUCAGGGUCAAACUGCAGAGGGAUCCCAAAGACCGCAGUGUCACAGGAAAUGGUUUGGGUAUCCGUGUUGUUGGAGGAAAGGAGGUUCCAGGUGGGAGCGGAGACAUUGGAGCUUAUGUUGCCAAAGUCCUACCUGGUGGAGCUGCAGAACAAACAGGAAAAAUUCUUGAAGGAAUGCAAGUCUUAGAGUGGAACGGUGUUCUACUGACGGGAAAAACCUACGAGGAAGUGCAAGGAUUGGUUGGACAGCUGUGUAACGAAGCAGAACUGUGUGUCAGACUUGAUCUUAACAUGUUGGCUGAGUCUGAAGAUUCCCAGCAUCUUGAUUUGCAGGAGCCCAGCAAAGGGGAAAAACCUCCCAGAUCUCCAGGUGUUGAUCCCAAACAGUUAGCUGCUGAGCUGCAGAAAGUGUCACAGCAGCAGGGUCCCAUGUCCGCAUCAUCCUCGAGCCUGGCCGCUCCGACGUCUGCGACGUCCAGUCCUGGUCAGCCUGGAUCCCCCUCCGUCAGCAAGAAGCGCCACGCCAGCAAGACCACAGAAGGAUCCAAGACCCACUCCCACCCCAUAUCUGGAGAGAUACAGCUUCAGAUCCACUACGACAAGCAGCUUGGCAACUUGAUAGUUCAUGUCCUGCAGGCCAGAAACCUUGCAGCCCGUGACAACAAUGGCUACUCGGAUCCAUUUGUUAAAGUGUAUCUCCUACCAGGGAGAGGUCAGGUCAUGGUUGUCCAGAAUGCCAGUGCUGAAAACAAGAGAAAAUCCAAACAUGCAGGCAAAAGCCUCAAUCCUGAGUGGAACCAGACCGUCAUCUAUAAAAACAUCCACCUGGAGCAGCUGAGGAAGAAGACUCUGGAAGUGAGUGUUUGGGACUAUGACAAAGGUUCCUCAAAUGAUUUUUUAGGCGAGGUUCUUAUUGACCUGUCCAACACAGCCCAGCUGGACAACAUUGCUCGAUGGCUCCCCCUUAAGGAGCAAAGUGAAGGCGACCCCCAUAGACGUUCCCACUCAGGCCAGGGUCGACAUGGUUCCUCCAAACCCUCCUCACAGCACUCCUCCCCUAAAGUCUCCGGCUCCACUCAUGAUAGUCAGGAUUCCCCCAAAUCAUCUGUCACCAAGAGUCGAAGCCAUGGGAUCUUUCCAGAUCCAGCCAAGGACACACAGGUGACCACUAUCGAGAAAUCCAACAGUAAUCCUGGCACAUCGAAGCCUUCCUCGUCCGAGGGCCAGAGCCAAAGCCCCAGCCACGGACACAGCCAGCACUCUCGCUCACAUGGCGCUUCACACUCCAGCAAAAGCGCUGCAAGGCAGCACCAUCAGGACAGCAGCACUGGAGGCAGCGGAUCUGCUGUGAUAGCACGGGGCGAAGCCCAACAGCAGUUACAGCAGCAGCCGCCGCCACAACGCCUUCCACCAAGCCAAAGGAGCCAGCUCUCGCUAAGGCACCAGAGACACAGCGUAGUUGGUGUGCUCACCAUUCAGAGACCCCAGUCUGACUGGCUGCCUGCCCUGCCAUCGACCCUGUCGGCCAAAGGGAGCAGAGCAGAUGGCAGACUCCUGGGCCUCAGGAAGGCUGUGUCAGAGGAGAGGCCGCAGAACAUCGGAGCUCGGUCGAGCUACAGAUCAAGCGAUGCUCCAGUUACUGCGGCCUCGUUGGACAGUGGCCUGAGCGGUAGUGCUUAUAGCCUUUUGGAUGAAGAAGGAGAGACGAAUGAAGUGGACAGUGCCAUCUUCCAGGUCCCUCGAUUUGGGAAAAUCCCAAAUGGCACAGAUGUGACGAAAUCUUCAACAGGACACAAUGAUGGUGAAGGAAAGACUCAGGUGAUGGGAGAGAUCAAGAUUGCUCUGAAGAGAGAGAUGAGGACCGAGGGGGAGCAUCUGGUCCUGGAGAUUCUUCAGUGUCGCAACAUCACCUACAAGUUUAAGACUCCAGACCACUUGCCUGACCUUUAUGUGAAGCUCUAUGUGGUGAACAUUGCCACCCAGAAAAGGAUCAUCAAGAAGAAGACCAGAGUGUGUCGUCAUGACCGCGAGCCGUCCUUCAAUGAAACUUUCCGCUUCUGCAUGAACCCAACAGGACACUCACUACAGCUCUUUCUUGUGUCAAAUGGAGGCAAGUUCAUAAAGAAGACACUUAUUGGAGAGGCUUACGUGUGGCUGGACAAAAUGGACUUGCGCAAACGAGUUGUGGGCUGGCACAAGCUUCUCGCGAGCACGGCCCAGAUCCACUCGUAGAGAGACACUGAGGACUUUAAAGCAAAAAACUGAAAAGAUGAGGGGUUUGUGAAAUCAGAGGGAACUUAACUGGGCAUCUAAAAGACCGGUCCCGUUUGGCUGUUGGGAUGAAUGGCGGCUCUGGAACAAAAGGAGACCAAAUCACUCCAUCUCCAGCCUUUGUUUGGGACUUGUUUCGGAUGACGCUCUCAGCACAGGGACCUUGGAUUCACGUUUACAUGAAAAUGAACACGUUUACAGGGCGCGGGAGACACCGUAGUUUUUCCAAGGGAAGAGACAACAAACAGCAGGUGAUGUGGCUCAGCAGAGGUCAAGAUCAACCAGGUAUUACGCAUACUAAUCCACAAACUCACACAUGCACACAAUUACUUUGCACAAAAUCAUUUCCACCCAGGAGGACCCUCAGCUGUAAAGGUACAGGGGAAAACAGGGAAUUGACGCACUUGUAGAUUUUAAUUUAUUCAGACGCUUUAUCCAGCGGUGAGUCUUUUCAUCGGCACCUUUUUCUCUUUUUCAGAAUUGUAUUGAAUUUCAAAGCCUUUUAGAAAUGAGACAAAGAAGGUUCUGCCACAGAAAAGCACUAUUUAUUUUUUUAUUAUAUCAGUGUGAAAUUCUAUUGUUUGUCUCAGUUAUUUAUCAGAUGUUUCAAAAAUCCAUGUUUGGAUGGAAGCAUAUUUUCCAAAACACACUACCUACUUAGCAUUCCAGAUCAAGGAAGAAGAAAACCAAGCAUGUUUUAGAUUUUUUUUAGGUUUAAUGAACAACUGUACUUUUCCUCCUUUGUUUUAUCAUAUAGCUGAAUUUGUUUGGUAAGGAAUUAUUAUAAAUAUAUACCAGAUUGGAUACUAUACAGUAUAUUGUACGCAUGAGUCUUUUUGGCAUGCAGCACCACAUGUUUUGCCACUUAAAAAAACACCUUUAAGGCUCACUCUGUAAAUAGUGUCAUAGUUAGAGAUGAAAAUAUUUCAAUAAAUAGAUAUCUUUAUCACAGACAAUCAUGUCUUGACGAUUGUGACAUAGAGGUUUUAUUUAUCCAUGAUGCCCCCGUAGAAUGUGAGACGUCGACCACAGAUUUCCUGCUUUGCUUUGUGAGAAGUGCUGAGAAAAAGGAUUUGUUGUUUACAUAAUUCUUCUGUUUUUGUCGGACUUAAAUGUUUCAAGACUUCAGCCUAUUUUGAAAUCAGACAUAUAUAACGUCAUGGAAUAAAAAGAAGAGCUAAUCUCAAAUGAUAAUUUCAUCUUUUUAAGGGAAAAAUGGUUAGCCGAAUCAACCAGGCGCUGCAUGAAAAUGUAAACUUAUUGCAAGUCACAAAUUUGAGCUACUCAUAUUUGCAGAAUUAUUGAAGUUAAUCCACAAUGAAGAGUUUGCAAGCAUAAGUUAAAUUUAAGGUUAUGUCACAUCAAGGCCACCUCAUAUUUCCUUUUUUUUUCAUUCCAUUUAGAAGUGGACCUGCUUGUAUACUUUGGGCUAUUGUUGUUUUGCUCUUUAUGUUCUGGAGGCUAAGCUAACAAACUGUUGGUCAGAUAAGUUCUAUCAAGGUUUUUUGGUACAGAGCAGAAUUUUAGGUUAAACAAAAACAAGUCAUUAAAGUGCUACACAAACAAAGUAGCCGCAAACUUUGAGUCUACCACCAUUAUUUAUGAAAAUCAGUAUGACGUUCUCUUUCUUAAAUUCUGUCAUUUUACACUGAACUGCAGGGAUCUACACAUCCAGUUUCAGUUUAGUCUCGUCACUUUUCAGAAUAUUUUUCUAAUAGUCUUAGAGACCAUGAAGAUGUUUUUUUUGGAAAAUGUUAGCAGGGCCUCCAUGAUAUUUUUGGUCACAAGUGGUUUCAGCCUCUGAAUUCUUCCAUGAAUACCAUUUUUGCCAUUUUAUUAUUGUUGGAUCAUGAACACAUGAGGCUUGUAGUGCUGUAAGAUGCUGUUCUGGGUUCUGUCUUGGAUAAGUCAUUGGAAUAAAUUUAGAAUGGAUAUUAGAAAGGUUCACCCCUGUUCCCUCCAGUUGUGGAUAAUGGCUCUCACUGUGGUUCACUGGGGAUCAGAAAUGGCUUUGUAACCCUUUCCAAAUAAAUCAACAUAAGUGUUGAACUGGUUUGGUUUAAGGCACUUUUUAAAUCUACACAUAUGAUAGUAAUCAGUAAAUGAAAUCAACAUUUGAAAAUUGCAAUUUGUAUUUAACCACGUUACUUUUAUGCAAUAUUUAAAUAUGUUUCAUUAUCCGAAACGUCCAAGAGUAACAAAGAAAGAAAAACCAGGAGAAUUCUGUAGAGCAGCAGAUGUUGUUUCUGCAUCACUGUCAUCGGUCUUGCUUCAGUUUGUAAGGGCGGCACUCUCAACAACACAUGCUUAUUGUGGUAUUUUGCACUUUUUUUCCUGCUUAGAAUGUAAAAAGUUGGCAUCUUGCUAAAUUUUCUUUACUGUGACAAAAUAAAAGAAGUGCUAAAAUGAGAUAACAACACAUGUGGGGUUACAACGAUACAUGUAAAUGCACUACUGCCAUCUUCACUGCUAUAAUGCUGUUUGUCUUCUUUUUUUUUAAAUCAAAAAUAUCAUCUAUAAUGUCCUCUAUGUCCAUUAUAUUUGAGAAAGAUAUGCUUUGUGGAAAUUAAGAGGUAGUGCUACUGGUUCAUCCAAUAUCAUAAGCUAAAACAAGUAGUAAAACUUAACACCUGAGUAAAUUCUAUGCAACAUCCGCUGUAAAAAGAGGGAAGGAACGGCAUCUUAACUUGCCAGAAGUAAGUCACCGAUUCCUAAUUUGCACUGCUGCAUCCUCCACAACUGGUUACUUGCUUUAAUUUGGUUUCAUUUUCUUUUGAACUUGUGAUUUUUGUAACGCUGUACAGAUGUUUACUUAUUUAUUGCCUGUGAGACAGUGUCAUGUUAAGUUGAACUGCAUUUGCUUACAGUACAUAUCAAGUGUACAGAAAACAUUUUUUUUUACACAAUGUAGAGCUUGUUUACAACGUCAGGAGGACCUGAAACUCAGAGAUAUUAUGUUACGUCAAGAAAUUCCUCGAAGCGAAAGAAAAAAAAAGUCAACGUUAAAAAAAAAACCUAAGAACUUGCCUCUUGUCUGCACCUACCUUUUAGUUAGUUUAAUUUACGGUCAGCAUAUCAAAAAUCAGCAAAGGAAAAGACUGUAAAAGAUUGUAAGUAAUGGACAUUAUACAUGAAAUGGUGGUUGUUUUAAGGUCUCUCUGUAAGCUUCUGUUUGUUUGUGUUCCGUAUUUUUUUUUAGGUUGAUAUUUAUGUGCCUGUGUGCGGCGAGCCAUGUGGUCUCAUCCUCAUCCACGUCUCUUCUUUUCUCCGUUUCCACUCAAACACCUGCUGUAACUCAUAACUGAUUCCACAUGUUCACACAGAGUUAAACAAAGAUGCCAUCUCCCUGUUUUUAGCAUUGUAAAUAUAUAGUUUAGUUUUUUUAUACAUGCAUAUAAAUGACAGGGAUUGGGGAAUAAAAGAUGUUUUAGUGGACAUAAUAAAGGGAAAUGUAUUUUCUCUUAAAUGGUGUGCAGUGGAUAGGCUGUUAAAAAAAAAAAGAUGUUUUGUCUGCCUAUAGGGACCCAGAUUAACCAAACCCUUUACACAGAACACUACAAGGUUAACACAGUCUUAACACUGAAGUCUUAUUGUGACAACUCGAGUUAGCCGCAGGAGAAUUUAAAUGUGCUCACUGGAUGUUGCAUGUUCUGUUGGUGGUUCAUACUAUUUUUGUGUCCAGAUAUUAUUACAGAAAAACUGACAUGAGAAAGAAGGUAUCGAAAGAUAUGAAGCGAAAGUGUCAUAGAGAGGGGGUAGAAUAAUAAAGAGAAGCUUAAAUGAAUGACGAUGUAUGCUGACUGUACAAAGAUUUUGCUUGUAAAACCUGUCUGGUUUUUCACUUGUAAGUAAACAGAAAAAAUAAAUAAAUUUACUGUGAUGGUUUUGUGAUUGUAUACAGGAGGUAUUGAUAAAUUAUGCAAAAUGUGCUGUAAAAAUGGCUAUUGCCCCAUGUCUAAAUAUUAAAUAUCAGUAUAAAACUUA
This is a messenger RNA of Poeciliopsis prolifica (blackstripe livebearer), 16689 nucleotides long. Its product is annotated as protein piccolo-like. Lineage: Eukaryota; Metazoa; Chordata; Actinopteri; Cyprinodontiformes; Poeciliidae. Gene Ontology annotation, biological process: presynaptic active zone assembly; protein localization to synapse. The record is from RefSeq and is a predicted model, not a curated record. Gene Ontology annotation, molecular function: metal ion binding; structural constituent of presynaptic active zone; protein binding. Gene Ontology annotation, cellular component: cytoskeleton of presynaptic active zone; membrane; glutamatergic synapse.